AUGUCCUAUCUGUGUGGGCAGUUUGAUACGAUUGUGCAGAAGUUCUUCCAAAGCGAUGCGCCCGCGUCGGCCCCGGUGAUCACGACGCCCCUGACGGAUUUGUUAGCCGGUUCUUUCGGGGAAGGAACUCACGACCGCAGCACCCCUGGCAGUUCUGCGAUUCGCGGGAACCCCCCUAAUCGUCAUCGUUACCCCUCCCGGGAGGCCGCGAAUCGUCUUCACGGGGGGUGUCGGGAAUCCUUCCCAGUGGGACACCACAACCCCCCUUCUCCUGCGAUGAUCAACGUCACCCAAACCGCCACAGGGUUAUCCGGUGGGGGCCCUUGCAAAGACCCCCCGCUUCCCGUGAAUUUCGACUCCUUCGGCAAAAGCGCCGACCUCGCGGCGGGGCCAAUGGAAUCGAUCCCCGCCGCCCUCCCUUCUCUGUCUUCGCUCCUCCCGGGCGAGGACGCGCGGGUGAGCCCGGAGAAGGCCUCCGAGGAGGAUUUUUUACUCCCCCCGUUGUUGGCGUACUUCCGCAGCCCCCUCGCGUUGUAUAGCGGGGCCCGGACGAAUCAGCUGCAGCGCGAUCACGCCGCCGGGGGGGUGCGCGUGGUCGCCCUCCCCGCCUCCUGCGGGCCGCUGGUCGCGCAGUACCUCCCAUUAACCCCUCGUCGCGCGCGGAAGAUGAUGAACGAUUGGGUGUUGAACGUCCGGUUGUGUUAA
This is a messenger RNA of Phytomonas sp. EM1, 705 nucleotides long. Lineage: Eukaryota; Euglenozoa; Kinetoplastea; Trypanosomatida; Trypanosomatidae. The record is from the annotation of a GenBank genome assembly.